AAGCGGCAUUACCAGCCCAAACCACUCGCGAUUGCCGUACGACAGUUUCGGUAGAUCUUUUCCGCAGUUUGUUGUGGUAGUCAGUUGGUUGUGCUGCCAGUGUCAAGGAAUACGCCAAGAUAAGACAAGUCAGCGGCGUGUGACAUGUUGGUUGAGGUGGUUCUUGCCGCUGCCUUGGCGGUUCUGCUAUGGUUCGCUGUCUUCAGGAAGCCAGAGGGACUUCCGCCAGGUCGCUGGGGUCUGCCCGUGAUUGGCUACAUUCCUCUGACCAGAAAAUCUAUGGAAGAGCAAAUUGUCGAUCUUCACAAGAAACAUGGCAGCAUUGUUAUAUGGCGAAUGGGGUGCCAGCUGAUGGUGUUUAUCUCGGACUACCAGCAGGCAAAAGAGGCUAUGGCAAAAUCUGAGUUUGCUAAUCGACCAGACUGGGAUAUGUUUACAUUUCUUGAAGAACUUCCACUAGGUGUCGGCUCGAGCAACGGGGCCCACUGGCAUGCCAACCGUCGUUUCACCCUUCGGCAGUUAAGGGACCUAGGAAUGGGCAAAUCCAAGCUAGUGACAGGAGUCCAAGAGCAGGCACGCAAGCUGGUCGAACGGUUGAAGGAGCAGGCCAAUGAACCAAAACCAGUUCCUCAUGCUAUGAAGGUGGCCGUCGUCAACGUUAUUUGGCAGAUGGUGGCAGGUAAAAUGUUCGACAUGGAUGACAAGAGAAUGAAGGAAUUUGACAAGCUUCUGGAAGAUUUGAAUGCCGCCACGUUUGCGUUGGGUGUGAGGGACUUCUUCCCGGGUCUGAAAUAUUUGCCCAAAUUCGUCCAGAAUCGUGUCUUCGGUUUGGAUCGUCUAGAGGAAUUUAAAGAAAAAUUCUUCAUUUAUUUUGAUGAACUGAUCCAAGAACACAAGGCUUCCCUGGACCCCGAUAACCCAGGCGAUCUUAUCGAUGCUUAUCUUUUGGAGAUGAAGGAAGGCAGCGGGAGCCCGGAUGUCGUUCGCAGUGAAAGGGACUUGGCUCUCCUGACCCUCGACCUCUUCUUCGCCGGGAGUGAAACGACGACGAACACCCUCACCUUCAUGGUCCAAUACCUGGCCAUGCACCCCGAGAUUCAGACGACCAUGCAGAGGGAGAUAGACGAAGUGCUGCCCAAGGGUACCCUGGCGACGCUCGAAGACAGGGCCAGGCUGCCCUACACCGAAGCGGUUCUGCAUGAAGUCCUCCGCUUGUCUUCCCUCCUCCCCAUCGGAGCCCAACACAGCGCCACUAAAGACAUGCAUUUUGGAGGAUAUUUAAUUCCAAAGGGUUCGGCCAUCUGUACGUCGGCGAUGUUGAUGCACGCCGACCCGAGGUACUGGGAGAAGCCGGAGGCACUCAAGCCCGAACGCUGGCUCGACGAGAACGGGAAGUUCACCACGAAGAAGGAGGGGUUCCUGCCCUUCGGUUCGGGCAAGAGAGUGUGCCUCGGGGAGUCCCUGGCCCGCAUGGAGCUCCUCAUCUUCGCCACGGCAAUGCUUCAGAGCCUCAGCUUCGCCCCGCCCAAAGGUUCCACGCUGGACGUCACAGCUGAUCCCGCGGUGCCCAUGUUCCAUACCCCGAGGAAGCAAGACAUCUGCAUCACUGUUCGCUAAAUGAGUAGCCGACACUUUCUAUUCGGAGGAUAAAUGAUUUCUUCGUUAUGAUGUGCCAGGUUCCGGUGGCAGACGACGCUUAUUUUUUCAGGUUUAUUCGUAAGGGAGAGGGAUUAAAAAACACGGGUCCAUCAACAAUCCCUCUAUAGCGAGGAUGUCAGACUCAUUUUCCAAGGCCAUAUUUCGCCUUCGUGAGUCGAGGUGACGAAACGACCAUAUGGUUGACGUAAGAAUCAAGAGCCUAUUUUAGACAUUACAAAAUCAUAACAUUAGACAAAAAUGUAAAGUGUGAAGGCCUGAUUUAAUUAAUCUUGUAAAAGGGCCCACUGUAAAACCGAAAUAGCAAAUGUUCCUCGGGCCGUUUGUGUGACACCCCUCCUCUGUAGUGUGUAGACUUAUUCCAAGAUUUCCAAGCCUGAGAGUAAUAUCUUGAGUAAGUGCAAUGAGCAGCAGAUAGAGUUAGAAAAAAGUGUCGUCCUUGAAAUUUUAAAUAAAAGAAAACCCUGAAGUAGAGUAUCUAGCAAAGAUCUUCAAGUCCUGUGAAAUAUAGAAUAAGGAAGCGAUUCAUAUAUCACUAUCAUAUACCUCCCUUUGCAGGUACUUAACACAACCUUUGAACGUAAAAUGCUUCCUUCACAUUUUCCUUAGUUCAUUUCACUCCAGAUUAAAGACAGCCCCCCCCCCCUCCGCCCGCUCUUUCUUUCGGGGUUUAAUAAACUAUGUGGAAAUAAGCACCCAUAUUGGAUUUUGUCGUAUCAACAUCAUGGGAUUAUUUUAUGAACUGAAAUUCUUCGAUUUUAUGACCGGGAUUUGCUUAUCUUAUCCAGUGUCGAUUACGGUAAACAUGUAGGGUGUCGCCAUGGAGUGGUCAUGCUCCAAGAAAUAUUUCGGAGAAAAUUGCAACACAUAUUGCAGUAUUAUUGAGUGCAACCUGGGAGGAUAGGUCGUAAAUGGCAUCGCAGCUCAAUAUGGGGUUGCUAUGUCUUUGUCAGUGAUGUUAUAAGCCUAAACAAUGCAAUUACGGACUUCUUUGUUCACGAAAGAAUGUCCAACGCUCUAGCUUAAGGGUACAGAUUCCUCGGGCAUUUUAAGAAUACCUCCAGAGAAUAGAUCGUAGCCUUGCUCUCUCUAAAAUAUUUGGCUUGUGUUUUGUCUUUUACGUUGAUAAUCAUCAAUGUUUCAUUUUUGAGGCUUAGUGACUGGCGCAAGAAGGAUCCUAAAAUAUUAGAUUAAUUGACCCAGUAGCAUUUUGUGAUUUUUGCCUCGGUGCUGGACGUAUCACAUUUUCCCAGUGCUGGAAAUAUAUUCAAAAUGAACUAUACUUUUUGUAUAUUUAAUAAAAAGAGUUACUAUUAAACGAAAUAAAAUAUUUAACACGCGCA
Messenger RNA from Penaeus vannamei (Pacific white shrimp), 2999 nucleotides. RefSeq names its product cytochrome P450 2L1. Gene Ontology annotation, biological process: xenobiotic metabolic process. The record is from RefSeq and is a predicted model, not a curated record. Gene Ontology annotation, cellular component: cytoplasm; intracellular membrane-bounded organelle. Gene Ontology annotation, molecular function: iron ion binding; oxidoreductase activity, acting on paired donors, with incorporation or reduction of molecular oxygen, reduced flavin or flavoprotein as one donor, and incorporation of one atom of oxygen; heme binding. NCBI's taxonomy places the organism in Eukaryota, Metazoa, Arthropoda, Malacostraca, Decapoda, Penaeidae.